Messenger RNA from Erinaceus europaeus (western European hedgehog), 1919 nucleotides. It is a transcript of the gene DNAJC3, whose product is annotated as DnaJ heat shock protein family (Hsp40) member C3. The coding region runs from base 391 to 1905 and encodes 504 amino acids. The record is from RefSeq and is a predicted model, not a curated record. Gene Ontology annotation, molecular function: misfolded protein binding; protein-folding chaperone binding. Gene Ontology annotation, cellular component: endoplasmic reticulum. NCBI's taxonomy places the organism in Eukaryota, Metazoa, Chordata, Mammalia, Eulipotyphla, Erinaceidae. Gene Ontology annotation, biological process: protein folding in endoplasmic reticulum. The transcript has 12 exons.
UGCGGACUCGGCCUUCCAGACCCCGCGCCGGCCGCGGCGGUUUGCAGCUCCCUGACAGCUGCCCGGCCGGCGCACGCAGCCGCGUCCCGUGCCUCCACGUUACCCUAUCAGAGGCGGGGCGGGGCGGCGGGCCCCGCAGCCAAUCAGCGCGAACCACGAUCCCGGCGAGCCCAGUAGAAGAGCGGCCUGGAGGGCGCUGAUUGGUGAGCUGCCACGGCGGAGGCGGAGUCCAUGCCGGGCCCCGCCCACCCCCGCGUUCCUUCGUGUCGGGCGCCAGCCGCCGCGGAGGCCUGAAGCGGAGCGGACGGCGGGAGCGCGGCUGCAGCCGGAGCCGGCGGGGGCUGCUGGGCCCCGCACCCUUGCGCCUCCUCACCGCCCGCGCGCUCGGACAUGGUGGCCCCCGGCGCCGUGACCCGCCGGCUGGGCUCGGUGUUCCCCUUCCUGCUGGUGCUGGUGGACCUGCAGUACGAAGGUGCUGAAUGUGGAGUCAAUGCAGAUGUCGACAAACACCUUGAACUGGGCAAGAAGUUACUUGCAGCUGGACAGCUCGCUGAUGCUUUAUCUCAGUUUCAUGCUGCAGUAGAUGGUGACCCUGAUAACUAUAUUGCUUACUAUCGGAGAGCUACUGUCUUUUUAGCUAUGGGCAAAUUAAAAGCAGCACUUCCUGAUUUAAGUAAAGUGAUUGAAUUGAAGAUGGAUUUCAUUGCAGCCAGGUUACAAAGAGGUCACUUAUUACUCAAACAAGGAAAACUUGAUGAAGCAGAAGAGGAUUUUAAAAAAGUGCUCAACUCAAAUCCGAGCGAACAGGAAAAAAAGGAAGCCCAGUCCCAACUUAAUAAAUGUCAUGAAAUGCAGCGCUUGGAUUCAGAAGCCCUUGAUGCUUUUGAAAACAAAGACUUUGCUGCUGCUAUAACCUUCCUUGAUAAGAUGUUAGAGGUUUGUGUUUGGGAUGCAGAAAAGAGGGAAAUUCGAGCUGAAUGUUUCAUAAGAGAAGGGGAACCUAGGAAAGCAAUCAGUGACCUGAAAGCUGCAUCUAAACUGAAGAACGACAACACGGAGGCUUUUUAUAAGAUCAGUCUGCUGUACUAUCAACUAGGAGACCACGAGUUGUCCCUGAGUGAGGUUCGUGAAUGUCUUAAACUUGACCAGGAUCAUAAAAGGUGUUUUGCACAUUACAAACAAGUAAAGAAACUUAACAAGCUGAUUGGGUCAGCUGAAGAGCUCAUCAGAGAUGGCAGAUACACAGAUGCAAUCAGCAAAUAUGAAUCAGUCAUGAAAACAGAGCCAAGCAUUGCUGAAUAUACAGUUCGUUCAAAAGAAAGGAUUUGCCACUGCUUUUCUAAGGAUGAGAUACCCAGUGAGGCCAUCCGAGUUUGUUCAGAGGUUUUGAAGGAGGAGCCUGACAAUGUGAAUGCUCUGAAAGACCGAGCAGAAGCCUACUUGUUAGAAGAAAUGUAUGAUGAAGCUAUUCAGGAUUAUGAAACUGCUCAGGAGCACAAUGAAAAUGACCAGCAGGUUCGGGAAGGUCUAGAAAAAGCACAGAGGCUAUUGAAACAGUCACAGAAACGAGAUUACUACAAAAUCUUGGGAGUAAAAAGAAAUGCCAAAAAGCAGGAGAUCAUCAAAGCAUACAGAAAACUGGCUCUGCAGUGGCACCCGGAUAACUUCCAGAACGAAGAGGAAAAGAAGAAAGCUGAGAAAAAGUUCAUUGACAUAGCAGCAGCUAAAGAAGUCCUCUCUGACCCAGAAAUGAGGAAGAAAUUCGAUGAUGGAGAAGAUCCCCUGGACGCCGAGAGCCAGCAGGGUGGCGGUGGCAACCCUUUCCACAGAAGCUGGAACUCAUGGCAAGGGUUCAAUCCCUUCAGCUCAGGCGGACCUUUCCGAUUUAAAUUCCACUUCAAUUAAACUGUUCUACUGCU